UAUGAUAAGCAUUUUAAGGCGAUCUCUAGGGAAAAUUCCAAGCAAUGUCCUACAUGAUGAAUUACGAGAAUGGAAUGCUCUACCAGAUGAUUUUAUCGUUAAUUUAGCAAAAUCCAGUAAAAGUUAUGCGAUAGACGAAAUCGUUCGAGAAGCACAGAGUCGUUCUUCAAUAACAGAGUAUGACAUCUUAAGGCUGGAUCUUCAAACUCUUAUAAAAUUUUCCAGAGGUGUCAUGUGGAAUACUUUUCUAUUAGAUAAUUCCAAUAUUGAAAAUCAACAAGUGGAUAAACUUCAACGUAGUAUAGAAUCAGUUGAUGAACUACGAAAAAAGGCGAUAUCUUACGUGAUGGAGUCGAAAGAUAAACUUCUUUGGAUAUCUUUACUAUUUCGACGAGAAAAGAAGCUUUUCUAUGCCGUGUGCCAUCGGAAAUGUGAUGCUAUUCUAGUUCAUGGAGGAAAGGAGUCUCUUCUAUCUCAAAUGUUGAAGGGACUCCGAAUCAUAUUUCGAUCUACAACUAUUAAGAAAAUUGCCUUAUCUGGAAAAUGCCCUCGCUCCCUUCUCCAGAUUAGACUGAAUAAACUGAAUACUUCACUUAACAUCCUACCAGAGAGGAGCAACCAAGCUCCACCCGAAGAAGAACAAGAUGAAAGUUUCAUUUACGAUCAAAAUCCAAAGAAAGAAAAGCUAUUUACAAAGGAGAAUGAAAAUGUUAUUCUAAACGAAGUUACUUAUGAGAUAUCUCAACCGAAAACGGAGACGAAUGACGAAAUGUUUUGUAAAAUUUCUUUUAAAGGAAAUAAUGUUUUGGCCGGAUUAAGAGAGCUUCAAGAACAAGGAAUUUUAACUGAACCUAUACCCGAACCUAUAGAUCGCUUGCCACAACUCGGAAGGAAUACUAUAAAAUUACGAUUUUAG
This is a messenger RNA of Dimorphilus gyrociliatus, 916 nucleotides long. The record is from the annotation of a GenBank genome assembly. NCBI's taxonomy places the organism in Eukaryota, Metazoa, Annelida, Polychaeta, Dinophilidae.